AUGAUUCUAGGACGACCCUCAGAACUAGUAAUAACUCUAGGACGACCUCCAGAACUAGUAAUGACUCCAGGACGACCCCCAGAACUAGUAAAGACUCUAGGACGACCCCCAGAACUAGUAAUGACUCUAGGACGACCCCCAGAACUAGUAAUGACUCUAGGACGACCCCCAGAACUAGUAAUGACUCCAGGACGACCCCCAGAUCUAGUAAUGACUCCAGGACGACCUCCAAAACUAGUAAUGACUCCAGGACGACCUCCAGAACUAGUAAUGACUCUAGGACGACCCCCUGAACUAGUAAUGACUCUAGGACGACCUCCAGAAAUAGUAAAUACUCUUGGACGACCCCCAGAACUAGUAUUGACUCUAGGACGACCCCCAGAAGUAGUAAGGACUCUAGGACGACCCCUCAGAACUAGUAAUGACUCUAGGACGACCCCCAGAAGUAGUAAUGACUCCAGGACGACCCCGAGAACUAGUAAUGACUCUAGGACGACCCCCGGAACUAGUAAUGACUCCAGGACGACCCUCAGAACUAGCAAUGACUCCAGGACGACCCCCAGAACUAGUAAUGACUCUAGGACGACCCUCAGAACUAGCAAUGACUCUAGGACGACCCUCAGAACUAGCAAUGACUCUAGGACGACCUCCAGCACUAGUGAGAACUCCAGGACGACUUCCAGCACUAGUUGGAAACCUGUUGUGGUCUCCAGUACUAGGAAGCACUAG
Molecule: messenger RNA, 729 nt
Organism: Procambarus clarkii (red swamp crayfish)
Lineage: Eukaryota; Metazoa; Arthropoda; Malacostraca; Decapoda; Cambaridae
Product: myomodulin neuropeptides 1-like
Source: RefSeq, a predicted model, not a curated record